AUGAAUCUCAAAAACAUUUUGUUAAUUUUGGGUGUGGUUGGUUUUGCUAUGUGCAUGCCAAUUGCUGAAGAAGGAUCAGCUGAAGAAGACGAUACCGGUGACUCAGAGGGGAAAACAACUACUACUGAUAAAGGAACUACGGUUGCAGCAGCAGCACCAGCGGCAGCACCAGCAACAGCACCAGUAACAGCACCAGCGGCAGCUCCAGCGGCACCAGUGGCACCAGCAACUGUACCAGCAGCUGCACCAGCAGCUUCAAAACCAGCCGCUGUAAAACCAGCAGCCGUAGCAAAUAAAGGUGCUAAAGAGGUCAAAUCUAAAUCUACAGGAUCAGAAUCAAAAUCUGUUGCAGCUAUUCCUAAACCAAACGAAGUUGCAGGUGAACAAGCAGUUGCCGAAGGAAGUGAUGCCCCAGUUGCUCCUGCAGUAGGUACUGAAGUAUCUAAAGAGGACAAAAAAGUACACGCUAGAUGUCAUCAUCAUUGUCAUUGCCAUUGCGAACACGAACAUUGCGGACACCACUGUUGCCAUGAUCAUGAAGAUCAUCACGAUGAACAUGGCCAUUGUCACCACCAUCAUUGCGAUCAUGAUGAUGGAUGUCACCACCACCAUCAUCAUUGCGAUUGUCACCACGAUUGCCACGGUUGUCAUCAUGAGCAUUGCCACGAACACCACGGUCCAUGCGGACAUCACUGUUGCCACUGCUGCCACGAACACCACCAUAAAUAA
Molecule: messenger RNA, 729 nt
Organism: Hydra vulgaris (swiftwater hydra)
Lineage: Eukaryota; Metazoa; Cnidaria; Hydrozoa; Anthoathecata; Hydridae
Gene: nb-042
Product: nematoblast-specific protein
Source: RefSeq, marked provisional